UUAAUCGAUACAAAUUGUGACCCCAAUCUCGCGGAUAUUUCGAUUCCAGCUAAUGAUGAUGCUAUAGCUUCAAUUCGGUUAAUUCUUAACAAAUUAGUAUUUGCAAUUUGUGAAGGUCGUUCUAGCUAUAUACGAAAUUCUUAAUUAAUAAUAAAAUAAAUUAUUCCAUUGAGAACUUCAUAGAUUUAUAGAAUCGGUUACUAUAACUAAUUUACUAAAUCGCGCAAAAAACAAAAAACCCAGAAAUAUUAAGUGAUUAGUCGAUAUUCAAAAUAAAAGAUUUAACAGACAAUUGAAAAAAUAGAUGAUUGAAUCAAAAUAAUUCCUUUCAAGUUCUAUUUAUUUUGAGGGCAAUAUGAAUAUUCUAUUAUGUUCCAUCAACACAUUAAAAAGAUUAUAUGAGAUAUCUUCCGUGGAAGUAGGUCAACAUCUCUAUUGGCAAUUAGGGGGGUUCCAAGUGCAUGCCCAAGUACUUAUAACUUCUUGGGUCGUAAUUGCUAUCUUAUUGGUUUCAGCCAUUUUAGUUGUUAGAAAUCCGCAAACCAUUCCCACUUUUGGUCAGAAUUUCUUUGAAUAUGUCCUCGAAUUCAUUCGAGAUGUAAGUAAAACUCAGAUUGGGGAAGAAUAUGGUCCGUGGGUUCCCUUUGUUGGAACUAUGUUCUUAUUUAUUUUUGUUUCAAAUUGGUCGGGGGCUCUUUUGCCUUCGAAAAUAAUACAGUUACCUCAUGGAGAGUUAGCUGCACCUACAAAUGAUAUAAAUACUACUGUUGCAUUAGCUUUACUUACAUCAGUAGCAUAUUUCUAUGCGGGUCUUUCGAAAAAGGAAUUAGCUUAUUUUGGUAAAUACAUCCAACCAACUCCAAUCCUUCUACCAAUUAACAUCUUAGAAGAUUUCACAAAACCCCUGUCGCUUAGCUUUCGACUUUUCGGAAAUAUAUUAGCUGAUGAAUUAGUAGUUGUUGUUCUUGUUUCUUUAGUACCCUUAGUAGUUCCUAUACCUGUCAUGUUCCUUGGAUUAUUUACAAGCGGUAUUCAAGCCCUUAUUUUUGCUACUUUAGCUGCGGCUUAUAUAGGUGAAUCCAUGGAAGGCCAUCAUUAACUUAACAAAUUUAGGAAAUAGUCUUUUUUUUUAGUUUCUAGUUUAGUUUGACUCGCCACAAUAUAUGUGCGGCUAAAGAUAAUAUACUUAGGUAACAAAAAUACAUAAAAGAUAAACAAAUAAGUUUUGAAUUCUGAUUCUAUUAAUUGAAUAUUCAUAAAUACGGGGUUAAAUUAAAUGCAAUCAAAGUAUAAAUAAAUAUAUGAUUUGGUAAAAAAAUAGAAAAGAUUACUUGAGAGCUGUAAAAAAAAAUAG
This is a messenger RNA of Arachis stenosperma, 1354 nucleotides long. RefSeq names its product ATP synthase subunit a, chloroplastic-like. The coding region runs from base 356 to 1099 and encodes 247 amino acids. Gene Ontology annotation, molecular function: proton transmembrane transporter activity. Lineage: Eukaryota; Viridiplantae; Streptophyta; Magnoliopsida; Fabales; Fabaceae. The record is from RefSeq and is a predicted model, not a curated record. The transcript has a single exon. Gene Ontology annotation, biological process: proton motive force-driven ATP synthesis.